AUGGACGCUGUCAGCCUGGUCCCCGUGGAGGCUGUGCUCCCCGAAAACAUCCUGGAUAUCUGGGUCGUUGUCAUCACUCUGGCCAUCAUAGUCAUCAUGACCUCCUUGUUGCUGUACCCGGCCACUGCGGUCAUUAUCUAUUGCAUGAGGACUCAUCCUGUCCUCUCUGGGACUGAGAAUCUCCCAAGAGGGGUGGUGAGGGAUAUGGGUGGUGUCCCCUCCCCCAGCCUCUUCCUUCUCAGAAAAGUGACAGGAUGGGCUUUGCUACGCAGAGCUUGA
Molecule: messenger RNA, 279 nt
Organism: Suricata suricatta (meerkat)
Lineage: Eukaryota; Metazoa; Chordata; Mammalia; Carnivora; Herpestidae
Product: small integral membrane protein 3-like
Exons: 1
Coding region: 1-279 (92 amino acids)
Source: RefSeq, a predicted model, not a curated record